UUCCCACUACGAAUAUCCGGUUUGAAAUGAAUCUCAAAAGACAACAGUUCUUUCUGUUCUUAGUUCCUUGAUUCUAAGGUUUAGGUCUGGUUUCACUAAGAGAUGCUUGAUGCGUCGUAGAAUGAUCUUCAAGUUUGGACUGACAGUCAUUGUCCUGGUAGCUGUGUUCAUGUUCUACAUCAUCCAUCAGCAAGCUGACCAAAAUGUACAGGAGAGGGAAGCUACAGAGGGCAACCAAAUUAUCCAAAAUCAGUCGCUUAAACCCAGAGAAUUAACGAAAGAAGAAAAGCUAAGACUGGCUGAAAAGGAAAAGCGAGGAAGAAUUUGGAGAGACAGUAUCCAUCUUUCCCUUGUUGUUUGCGGUGAUCGUGGCAAUGAGUCCAUUACCCUCAUCAAGUCUGCCGUCCUCUUCACCAAGUCUUACAUCAUUAUCCACAUCUUUGCAGAGGAAGAGCUGCAUUCUGCCUUACAGUACCAGCUCAAUUCAUGGCCAAGCCUUGUCAGAAAGAAGUUUGAAUAUCAUUUGUAUGGUAUAAUAUACCCCGACUCAAACCAAGAGUGGAAAAUGUUGUUUAAACCAUGUGCCUCACAAAGGUUGUUUAUUCCAUCCAUUUUGACCAAUGUGGAUUCCCUGCUUUAUGUUGAUACUGACAUAUUAUUCCUCUCCCCCUUGGAGGAAAUCUGGUUUCAUUUUUCUCGAUUCAACAGUACACAACUAAUUGCUUUGGCUCCAGAGAGUGAAGACAGACAAACUGGCUGGUACAACAGAUUUGCUAGACACCCAUAUUUUGGAGAAUUAGGUGUUAAUUCUGGAGUGAUGCUCAUGAAUUUGACAAGACUUCGAAAUUCAACAUGGCUUCCAUCCAUCAAAAAUUACUACAAAGAGUACAAAUUAAAGUUGACUUGGGGAGACCAGGACCUCAUUAAUGUCUACUUCCACUUUCAUCCCGAUGAGCUUUAUGUUUACCCCUGUGAGUGGAAUUACAGGCCUGAUCAUUGUAUGUAUAUGAGUGUGUGCAAAGGAGCGGAACGAGGCGGGGCCUACGUACUUCAUGGCAGUAGGCGUGCCAUGCAUAACGACAAGCAGCCUGCAUUUAAAGCAGUUUAUUUGGCAUUUAAUGCAUAUAGUUUCCAGGAUGAGAUGAAGACAUCUUUACUGCCACAGCUUUUGGAAAAUCUUGAAGCCACAGCAAAAACUCCAUGUGGGACUGUCCGAGAUGUUUUUUCUAUGAGAGUCGCUCAGUUCAUCAAUCAUGAUGUAAAAAAUAGAUGACCAUUAUUCCCUAACGUCAUCUAUUAAAUAGACUGAACAAAGCGGAAUACGUGUGUCAUGGUAUGAGUGAAUUCCAAGAAAUUUCUUGGAUAUUGUUAAUGUUCUCUUAAUUGAAUGGAUUUAUAAAUAAAUGUGAGAUUAUUUACA
Molecule: messenger RNA, 1420 nt
Organism: Magallana angulata
Lineage: Eukaryota; Metazoa; Mollusca; Bivalvia; Ostreida; Ostreidae
Product: glucoside xylosyltransferase 2-like
Exons: 8
Coding region: 110-1273 (387 amino acids)
Biological process (GO): protein O-linked glycosylation via N-acetylgalactosamine
Molecular function (GO): UDP-xylosyltransferase activity
Source: RefSeq, a predicted model, not a curated record